AUGAGUCUUCCACCAGGGUAUAGGGUUACCGGUGAAACGGGGAACGUGUGCAAAUUGAAAGAGGCAUUGUACGGGUUAAAGCAGUCUCCUCGGGCAUGGUUUGGCAGAUUUACCACAGCUAUGAAGAAGUUUGGUUACCGACAAGCCAAUAUUGAUCAUACUCUAUUCAUUAAACAUAAGGCUAGUAAGGUAACUUUAUUGAUUAUUUAUGUUGAUGAUACGAUUGUGACUGGUGAUGAUACUAUAGAAAUCGAGGAACUGCAGAAACCUUUAGCGAAGUAUGUCAUGGACCUGCUAGCAAAUACUGGAAUGCUUGACUGUAAACCAGCUGAUACACUUAUUGUUGAGAAUCAUAAACUUGGUGUUUAUGUGGAUCAGGUCCCAACUAACAGAGAAAGAUACCAAAGGUUGGUUGGGAGAUUGAUUUAUUUAUCAUUGACACGCCCUAAUAUUGCAUAUGCCAUAAGCGUUGCUAGCAAAUUUAUGCAUUCACCUAGUGAGGAUCAUAUGGCUGUUGUGAUGCGUAUUCUGAGUUACUUAAAGUCUGCUCAUGGGAGAGGUUUAUUAUUUAAGAAAAAUGGUUAUUUGGAUCUAGAAGGUUAUAUUGACGCAGAUUAUGCAGUGAAUAUUACAGACAGACGUUCUACAUCAGGUUACUUCACUUUUGUUGGUGGUAACCUAAUUACGUGGCGUAGCAAGAAGCAAAAAGUUGUGUCUCGGUCUUCCGCAGAGUCUGAGUACAGAGUGAUUGCCCAAGGGGUUUGUGAAAUACUGUGGUUGAGGUGGUUACUUGUUGAAAUUGGGUUUAAACCGAAUGCUGCUACAAAGCUCCACUGUGAUAAUCAGUCUGCAUUUGAAAUUGCUAACAAUCCGGUGCAACAUGAUCGAACUAAGCAUGUAGAAGUUGAUCGGCAUUUCAUUAAGGAGAAGCUGGAGCAUAAGUUAAUUUCUAUACCUUUUGUGUCUUCUUCAGAGCAACUUGCAGAUAUGUUGACCCAUGUCGUAUCAAAGCGCCGAUUUGAAGGCUCACUUGACAAGUUGGACAUUACCGAUAUCUAUGCACCAACUUGA
Molecule: messenger RNA, 1071 nt
Organism: Prunus armeniaca (apricot)
Lineage: Eukaryota; Viridiplantae; Streptophyta; Magnoliopsida; Rosales; Rosaceae
Source: the annotation of a GenBank genome assembly